Messenger RNA from Staurois parvus, 535 nucleotides. The record is from the annotation of a GenBank genome assembly. NCBI's taxonomy places the organism in Eukaryota, Metazoa, Chordata, Amphibia, Anura, Ranidae.
GGCACAGGUGGGAGCACUGCUGGGAACGGGUGGGCGGGGCUAGUGGGCGCACUGCUGGGCGGAACUUGCGGGUGUCACUGCUGGGCACCGAUCAUCAGGGCACUGAUCAUCAGUGCCCUGAUGAUCGGUGCCGAUCCCCGCUCUGACAACUGCCGGUUCUCGGCAGUACUUUCCUCACGAUCUGACAGCUGCCGGUUCUCGGCUGCACUUUCCUCACGCUGUCAGAUCGUGAGGAAAGUACUGCCGAGAACCGGCAGUUAUCAGAGCGAGGAUCGGCACCGAUCAUCAGGGCCACUGAUGAUCAGUGCCCUGAUGAUCGGUGCCCAGCAGUGCCACCCACAAGUUCCGCCCACCUGUGCCCAGCAGUGCGCCCACUAGCUCCGCCCACCUGUGCCCAGCAGUGCACCCACCUGUGCCCAGCAGUGCACCCAUCUGUGCCACUCUGCAGUGUCACACACCUGUGCCCAGAAGUGCCACCUACCUGUGCCCAGCAGUGCCACCCACCUGUGCCACCCACCUGUGUGCCCACCAGUGC